Molecule: messenger RNA, 648 nt
Organism: Dentiscutata erythropus
Lineage: Eukaryota; Fungi; Glomeromycota; Glomeromycetes; Diversisporales; Gigasporaceae
Source: the annotation of a GenBank genome assembly
AUGUCAACAGAAAUAGGUGCACUUGAUGAAGAAGAAGCAAUUCUUCACAAUUUUGUUAAUUGGACGUCCGGUAAUGCAUUUAUUGAUAAUCUUAUUCAACAAUGUCAGCUUGAAAACCCAGUACCAGGUAAAACAAUAGAAUGGGUGCCUUAUGAAAACUUUCAAAAUAUCAAAUAUAUAGCCAAAGGUGGAUUUGGUUCUAUUUAUACAGCAAUGUGGGUGAAUGGAUGGAUUGAUGAUUGGAAUAACGAAACUCAAAAAUUUAAAAGAUCGGGACCUAGUGAAAUUGCAUUAAAACGAUUAUUUAAUUCCGAUAAUCCGAACCAUAAUUUUUUUGAAGAGGAGGAUUUGGACACUCCUCUGUUAUCCAAUAAUUGUAAAAGUGUAUCUUUUGAUCUUAAAAAUUUAUCUGUUCCUAAAAAUUUAGAUGAAUAUAUACAAUCGGGAAGUGACGGCCUCUUAAUAUUAAAACAAAUAGACAGUGGUAAUAAUUUAUCAAAAAAUAAUGAAGUUAUUUCAACGAAAGUGAAAUCAAUAAUUUCUUCAAUUGCUACUGAAAAUUUGCAAUCCAUAAAUCAUGACUUCCUCAAAAGUGGAUUACAAUAUAUGAAUCCUAAAAAAGGUCACUUAUUAGAAUUUGUUGUUUAA